AUGUCGGCUCAAACCUCCACUCGAGGUGGCGUACGUGUGGGCCUUAUUGUACUGAAACCUGCAUCGUGGUGGAAAAGUCUGGUAAUGGAUGAUGAUAAGACCAAGAAACCAAAAGCAACAGCUCCUCCACCAGAUAAUGUUGCCGCUGGCGGCGGUGAAAAUGCAGCAGGAGCGAAUGGUGGUCUAGGCGAAGGCAACAGGAACAUUUCCAGCGUCAGUCUAGGAGACAGUGAGUGUUUUUCUGUCUAG
Strongylus vulgaris is the source of this 249-nucleotide messenger RNA. Lineage: Eukaryota; Metazoa; Nematoda; Chromadorea; Rhabditida; Strongylidae. The record is from the annotation of a GenBank genome assembly.